Molecule: messenger RNA, 1647 nt
Organism: Mangifera indica (mango)
Lineage: Eukaryota; Viridiplantae; Streptophyta; Magnoliopsida; Sapindales; Anacardiaceae
Product: cytochrome P450 71D9-like
Exons: 2
Coding region: 33-1535 (500 amino acids)
Molecular function (GO): heme binding; oxidoreductase activity, acting on paired donors, with incorporation or reduction of molecular oxygen; monooxygenase activity
Source: RefSeq, a predicted model, not a curated record
UAGUACUCACUAUUCUCUUUCAUCUUUAACAAAUGGAGUUCAUAUUCCCCUCUUUGUCAAUUUCUCUCAGCUUUCUUCUCUUCGUCUUCAUGGUGAUGAAAAUUUGUAGAAGGUAUAAAAUCAAUGAUGGGAGUCGAAAUUUCCCUCCUGGGCCGUCGAAAUUACCUUUCAUUGGAAAUCUCCACCAGCUUGUUGCUAUGGGGUCUCAGCCUCAUCGUGCACUAAGAGAUUUGGCACAGAAAUAUGGACCCCUUAUGCACCUACAGCUGGGAGAAAUUUCUACUAUUGUUGUUUCUUCGCCAGAGUACGCUGAACAAGUGAUGAAAACUCAUGACGCCAUAUUUGCCUCAAGGCCUUAUAAUGAAGCAGUGAGUAUCAUAUCUUACGACAAUAACGGUAUAGUCUUUUCACCAUAUGGUGAUUACUGGAGAAAGAUAAAGAAAAUUUGUACUUUGGAGCUUUUAAGCCCGAAACAAGUUCAAUCUUUUCGAUCUUUAAGAGAAGAAGAGGUUUCUGAUCUCGUAAAUUCGAUUGCUUCGAAAGCAGGAACAGUAAUUAACCUCACUGAAGCAAUUUUCUCGUCAUCAUUUGGUGUCACUUCAAGGGCAGCUUUUGGAAAAACUUGCAAAGAUAAAGAAUCAUUCAUAGCGGUUGUCAAAGAAUCUACAAAACUGAUAGCAGGUUUUAAUAUCCCCGAUUUGUUUCCUUCCAUCAAACUGCUCCAAUCUAUCAGUGGAAUCAAGUCAAAACUUAAGAAGCUGCAUCAAGAAGGUGAGAGAAUACUUGAAAACAUUGUCAAUGAACAUAAGAUGUCAUACAAGAGUGAAGGAGACAAAGGUCUGGUUGAUGCUCUCCUAAAGCUUCAUGAGAACGGUGAUCCUCAAUUUUCUUUAAGUCCCAAUAACAUUAAAGCUAUAAUUUUUGAUAUUUUUGGUGCUGGAAGUGAAACAUCUGCUACUGUAAUUGAUUGGGCAUUUUGUGAGAUGAUAAAAAAUCCAAAACUGAUGAGAAAGGCACAAGUUGAGGUAAGGGAAGUGUUAAACGAAGAAGGGAAGGUUGAAGAAACAGGCAUUAGUGACAUGAAGUUCUUGAAGCUAUUAAUAAAAGAGACUAUGAGAUUACAUACUCCCGUCCCUCUGUUAAUUCCAAGGGAAUGCGGAGAAAAUUGUGAGAUCAAUGGAUUCAACAUACCUGCCAAAUCCAGAGUGAUUGUUAAUGCAUGGGCUAUCGGAAGGGAUCCAAAAUUUUGGACUGAACCUGAAAGCUUUAAACCAGAGAGGUUUAUUGAUAGUGCUAUUGACUAUAGGGGGACUCAUUUCGAAUUCAUCCCAUUUGGUGCUGGAAGGAGGAUAUGCCCAGGAAUUUCAUUCGGCAUGGCCAACGUUGAGCUUACUCUGGCAAAGUUGCUAUACCAUUUUGACUGGAAACUUCCCGAUGGAAUGAAGAAUAAAGAUUUGGACAUGACUGAGUCAUUUGGUGUCAGCAUGAAAAGAAAAGAUGAUUUAUGCUUGAUUCCCGUUCCUUAUCAUCCAUAGGCUUAAAGAGACACUUCUCGGAAAGAUAUGUAUAAAAGUUAUAUUGUAUGAAUAUUUCUGUAUGCCGACGUAAUAACUUCUUUGUCUUUAAAAUCUUAAAAGAUUAUAGUUU